Leptopilina heterotoma is the source of this 1108-nucleotide messenger RNA. Its product is annotated as DNA damage-regulated autophagy modulator protein 2-like. The coding region runs from base 205 to 993 and encodes 262 amino acids. Lineage: Eukaryota; Metazoa; Arthropoda; Insecta; Hymenoptera; Figitidae. The transcript is spliced from 7 exons. The record is from RefSeq and is a predicted model, not a curated record.
AUAUGUGAUGUUCUCUUGAACAGUCAUUUGAAACUGCCUAUGGCAAAGUGUACGUUCUUCAAAACCUUUCUUCAACAAACUGUGUUUUAUUUUCCUUCUUUUUUCAUUUAUUUCAAAAAAAAAUUAUAAUAUUUAAUGAAUAAAAAACAUCGAAAAUUCCCAUAGUGCUAAAUUACAUCCUGAACGAUUUCCGGAUGUCUAAAAAUGACGUGGGAGAAUCUGCAUGUGCUACCACUCAGCCUCUUUAUUUUGAUCCCUGUCACUUUUAUUAUCACAUACACUAUAUCAGUUCAGUGGGAUCACGUAGUACCUGGCUUCCCUUACAUAUCGGAGACAGGAACAUUAUCUCCUGAAUCCUGCAUUUUUGCACAAUUUCUUAAUAUUGCUGCUCUUUUACUUGGUUGCUGUGUGUAUAUCAGACAUCGACAAGUUGAACAAUGGCGCAAGGAAAGAGGGCAACAAUUAAUUACUCAAAAAUUAACCGGAUUAACGGCAAUGUGCGGAAUUUUGUCAUGUUUUGGACUUGAUAUUUUAGCCAAUUUUCAAGAAGCGCGAGUCGUUGGUGCCCAUAUGGUUGGCGCAAUUACCUGCUUCACAGCUGGAACUGCAUAUUUUUGUUUACAGACUUAUCUCAGUUAUAAAAUGAUUUUUGCUGUUAAUGGUUGGACAAUUACUUACGUUCGGGCAUGUCUCUCGACUCUUACUAUAAUUUUAACAGUCGCUACGAUUGUCCCUGGCUACUUUUCCACAUUAGAGUUUAAAGGGAAAGAUUACAAAAAAUGGCAACCAACAGAUGGUGGUUGGGAAUGGCACGUUGCUAGUGUUAUUUCAGAAUGGAUACUUGUGCUAAUUUACUGUGCCUUUUUACUAACAUUUGUUCCUGAGUUUCGACAAAUUAAUUUUGAGGCUCCAGUUGUCUCCCUCACCUACUUGGACACAAGAGAGUCGGAUUUACCAAAAGAGAAAUUUAAGAAGACGUCUUUAGAAGUGUAAAUUAUUUUCAUCGAGAUUUUCUACUUUUUUUUUUCAUUUUUUGCUUUUUAUUUUCAUUUGCAAUUUUUCGACUAUUAUUUUUACUUUCAGUUUCAUUUACAAUACAUAUUUGUUA